AUGCCAUCUUCUCAAGCUAAUGCGAAUCUCAUGAGAAGAACUCUUCUCGCCCACAUUGACACGCUCAAUACAACCAUCACCGAUCUUCGCCAGCUGCUAUCAAGAGCCCAAAUUGGCAGAAAUGCCGCGCGGCUAGGACUGGAAGCAGUCCGUAGACUUCUACGCAACAAAAAAGAUCAAGUACAACAACUACAUACGGAAAGAGACGCCCUGCAAGACCUGCGACCUCGAUGCAGUAUCUGUCACGAAUUGUACCGUGCUAAUACGGACGACACAAAGGCCCGUAUUUAUCCGUGUGGUCACUCGGCUUGUAGUUGGUGUAUAAACCAAAUGAUAAAUACACGCAAUGCGGAAGCGGCCACAAACCCAAGAACCAAUCGGAACAUCAUCAAAUGUCCUCAUUGCCGUGAGGAGACAAAGAUGAUCCAGCCAGAGGCCGAAAAAAUGAUAAGAAACGUUGCCUUAGAGCAACAAUAA
Caenorhabditis remanei is the source of this 477-nucleotide messenger RNA. RefSeq lists its product as uncharacterized. Bases 1 to 477 code for a protein of 158 amino acids. The record is from RefSeq and is a predicted model, not a curated record. The transcript is spliced from 5 exons. Lineage: Eukaryota; Metazoa; Nematoda; Chromadorea; Rhabditida; Rhabditidae. Gene Ontology annotation, molecular function: metal ion binding.